AUGCUUCAAUUCAAUUUCCGUCGUGAAAUCUGCAAGUCUACCGGAUUUUUUCGCCGGAGGAUACACAGCGAUCUCGAAGAUGCGGGUCCGAUGGCGACUCGGCUUAAAUCACGUUCCGUUGUUCGGUUUAGCGGACCGGAUACGGUUAAAUUUCUUCAGGGUUUGUUGACCAACGAUGUACGGAGGUUCGGUGAAUCCGCCGGCGAGAAAAGCUCGACGGUUCCUACUCCGAACAUGGCUUCCGUUUCGACGCCGCCUAUGUACGCGGCGCUGUUAACUCCUCAAGGAAGGUUUAUGUACGAUUUCUUCUUGUAUAACCCGACGCGACCGGAGGAAAAGCUCGAUCGCACUGGUUCAGGACCCGGGUCGGAUUCAGAUUCGGGUCGUAGUGGGUCGAUUGAGUUAUUUGCAGAUGUUGAUGUCUCUGUUCUCGAUGAAUUGCUGGAAACACUAAAAAAAUAUCGCUUGAGGUCGAAAGUGGAUAUUGAAAACGUUGCAGAGGAAUUCUCGUGUUGGCAGCGUUACGGCAUGAAUCUCUCUGGAUCUUCGUCUGUAGGUUGGGGAGGUGGCGUUGAUCGUGCCGGUGAAUCUACAGCUAGUGGUAAUAAGUAUGGAUGGCAAUGGUACAAGGACCCGAGGCUGGAUUGUCUCGGUUACAGAAGCAUUUUUCCUUCUGAUGCAACCCCGCCUUUAGUUGAGUCAGAUAAAGAAACAGAUGAAAGCAAUUACCUUCUAUGGAGGUUAGAGCAUGGAGUUGCUGAAGGAUCAGCUGAAAUCCCUAAAGGGGAAGCAAUUCCGCUUGAAUAUAACUUUGUUGGUCUUAAUGCAAUAAGCUUUGACAAAGGCUGCUAUGUUGGCCAAGAGCUUAUAGCUCGUACUCACCACCGAGGUGUCAUCCGCAAACGCUUGAUCCCUCUACGGUUCGUCGAUAGCAACGGAAAAGAGGUGAACCAGAAAAUAGCGGCUGGAGCUGAAGUGGUUGAGUCAGGAACCGGCAAGAAAAUGGGGACGGUUUCGACGGCGUUGGGAAGCCGAGGAAUGGGUGUGAUGAGGGUAGAAGAAGCCUUCAAAGCAUCGACUGAAUUGACUGUAAAAGGUUCGGAGGAUGUGAAAGUGCAGGCGAUUAGACCGACGUGGUGGCCGGCUGAGUGGUCACAGCAGAGUCAAUCCGAAACAGCCGCCGUAUAG
Molecule: messenger RNA, 1188 nt
Organism: Thlaspi arvense
Lineage: Eukaryota; Viridiplantae; Streptophyta; Magnoliopsida; Brassicales; Brassicaceae
Source: the annotation of a GenBank genome assembly